UCAAACUGAUGCCUGCCUUUACAGUCCCUCACUCACUCACCCCUCUGCUCUAACCACUAACCAUUGGAUAGCUUUUUGGAAUUUACCUGCAUAAUCGUGAAAAGGGAAAUAUCAAGAGUUGGAAUGGUUCGGAGUCCUCCGGUGUGACAGGUUGCUCAUCACACAUGAAAGCAAACUGGUGAAGAAAGGCUUUACCAUACAUCCACAUACCAGAUUUAAUUUCUUCAUUGACUGGACUAGCAACCAGUCGGAACAAGUGGGUAGCACUGCAGGACGAGAGUGAGAGCUCACACACUACACCAUGGCCCAAUAUGACCAACUUGAAGAUAAACAUUCUGUGGAUAUCCACGAUAACCCCACAGCCCCUGACAAUAUUGUGAAAGAAGAAGACAAUACUGUAUACUUUAUUUAUGAGGAGGAGGUGGAAGUGGAGGAGAAGGAGCCCGAGCCUGAGCCCGUUGUUAUAUUGGUGAAUGACAAACCACACAAGUUCAAGGACCACUACUGCAAGACGCCCAAGUUCUGUGACGUCUGUGCUCGUAUGAUAGUCCUCAACAACAAGUUUGCUCUACGGUGCAAAAACUGCAAGACCAACAUCCAUCACUCAUGCCAGUCCUAUGUCGAGUAUCAGAAGUGCUUUGGCAAAAUUCCCCCAGGUUUCAGACGGGCCUACAGCUCCCCUCUAUACAGUAGUGACCAGACAGAUGCAGCCCACUCCAACCGUAACGACCCUGUGUUUGACACCCUGCGGGUUGGGGUCGUCAUGGCAAACAAGGAGCGCAAGAAGGGGUCUGAGGACAAGAAGAAUAUGAUGAUGAUGAUGAUGGAGGAAGAGGAAUCCCAACAACCCAAAGAAGACGAACAGGCAGAAGGAAAGCCAGAGGGGGAUAAGAAAGGAGACAAGGCUGACAAAGCAGAUGACAAGAAAAAGAAGGAGAUGGGAAACAUGGGAAAUCAGUCACAUUACUACCUGGCUCUGUAUCGCUUCAAGGCUAUUGAGAAAGACGACCUUGACUUCCAUCCUGGUGAUCGAAUCACUAUAAUUGAUGAUGCAAAUGAGGAAUGGUGGAGGGGGAAGAUUGGGGAGAAGACAGGUUACCUCCCCACCAAUUACAUCAUUAGAAUAAAAACGGGAGAGAGGGUGUUCAAGGUGACGCGCUCCGUCGUGGGAAACAGAGAGAUGGGUCAGAUAACACUGAAAAAAGACCAGAUCGUGGUGAAGAAGGGAGAGGAGGUGAAUGGCUACUUGAAGGUCAGCACAGGCCGCAAGCUGGGCUUCUUUCCCACUGACCUGCUCCAGGAGAUCUGAGCCUGACCGGAUCACAACCACAGGUCUAGAGUCACCAGGACUAGGACCAUAACCACAUAACACCAAACCCAAGACCUAAACACAUGAUCACAACAUUUUCUAACACAACAUUUACACUAACACUUGUAUUUUCCACUUUUAGGGGCCUAUAGAGCUGAUCUGGUGAAUGUGUAAGCUGUUUGAGCUCUGUAAAUUGUGUUGAGUGUAACUUAAUACUGCAUCCUACCCACCCUAGUGAACUGGAUCAGCUAUCCAUGCAAUCCGAGCUGGACAGAGACGUGUGACGUAGGACCAGGAGUGUGUGGUGGACACCUAAAAAGUGAACAUGUUUGUGCCAUUUUAAUGUGAUCAAAACCGGACAACCUGAAAUUACAUCUUCAGAAACUUGAAGCAAAAAAAGUGUCUGUAACUACUGACUGUAUCUAUUAAAGUAACUAGGAUUUUUA
This is a messenger RNA of Oncorhynchus keta (chum salmon), 1755 nucleotides long. Its product is annotated as SH3 and cysteine-rich domain-containing protein 3-like. The transcript has 13 exons. Bases 302 to 1309 code for a protein of 335 amino acids. Gene Ontology annotation, cellular component: extrinsic component of cytoplasmic side of plasma membrane. NCBI's taxonomy places the organism in Eukaryota, Metazoa, Chordata, Actinopteri, Salmoniformes, Salmonidae. Gene Ontology annotation, molecular function: protein binding. The record is from RefSeq and is a predicted model, not a curated record. Gene Ontology annotation, biological process: positive regulation of protein localization to plasma membrane; skeletal muscle contraction; positive regulation of voltage-gated calcium channel activity.